Aspergillus calidoustus is the source of this 528-nucleotide messenger RNA. The record is from the annotation of a GenBank genome assembly. Lineage: Eukaryota; Fungi; Ascomycota; Eurotiomycetes; Eurotiales; Aspergillaceae.
AUGGCCCCUGUAGAGACUAACUACAUGAUCUAUGAUAAAGAGCUACUCGCGAUUAUUCGAGCAUUCGAGACAUGGCGCCUAGAGCUUACUAGCGUACCCCUAGAGGGCCUGUCCCAAGACCUCCCUAAAGGUUUUGAUGACGAGCGCGAGCAACAACAGUUUCAAACAGUCCUCCAGAACGAACACCUCGACGAGGACGUACAGAAGGCAAUCUGCGCGACCUUUGCCGUCACCACCCGCGCUCGCGUCACCACGGUUGAAGAAGCCCCUGAAGAACCCCCUGAAGCUGCCCCCGAAGCUGCCCUAGAGCCAGCCCAGUUAGUGGAUGAAUACGACGUCCCAGACCUCUUCUCAGACACUAACUCUGAGGUGAGCGAGCCUCCGGCCACCAUGCCUGACGAAGAUAUCCCUGGGGACGCCUAUAGGGACGUCACCCCCGAAGCAACCCCCAAACCAGAGGCUGAAGCCCCUGAAGAGCCCCUGGAGAACCUUAUCACGGAGGCCUACACGAAUGAUGAGCUUGUAUAG